CGACUCUUCCAAAGCUAAAAAAGAAUACACCAUCAAACCCCCGCACUCCCUUUUCAAAAUCCUCUCUCUCUCUCUCUCUCUCUCUCUCUCUCUCUCCGCCUCUCUCUCUGGGUCCGUCAAAGAACACCGUGUUUGGGGGCGUCUUCCGAAAAUCAAAAUACCGAUAUCUCUGCAGCUGCCUGCUGAAUGGAAGCCAUUAGAAAGCAGGCUACAAGGCUUCGAGAGCAGGUUGCAAAGCAACAACAGGCUGUUCUGAAGCAGUUUGGUGCGAGUGGAUAUGGAGGUUCAGACGGUGUUGUUACCGAUGAGGCUGAAUUUCAUCAGCAUCAGAGGCUGGAGAAGCUUUACAUAUCGACCCGUGCUGCCAAGCACUUCCAAAGGGAUGUUGUUCGUGGCGUAGAAGGGUAUAUUGUUACUGGUUCCAAACAAGUGGAAAUAGGUUAAUUGGUGAAAGUUUCAAUUUUGUUUGUACAAUUUUUGUCCAUUCUAAAUAUAAUGUAGCAUCUCUCCAAGAAGUUUGACAUUAAUUGUGUUGUAUAGGAACAAAGUUAUCAGAAGAUAGUCGGAAGUAUGGCUCUGAAAAUACUUGUACUAGUGGGAACACAUUAUCAAAGGCUGCACUCAAUUAUGGGCGUGCUCGUGCUCAGAUGGAGAAGGAGCGGGGGAAUUUGUUGAAAGCUCUCGGUACACAGGUUGCAGAGCCGCUUAGGGCGAUGGUGAUGGGAGCUCCGCUGGAAGAUGCCCGACAUCUUGCUCAACGUUAUGAUAGAAUGAGACAAGAAACAGAAGCUCAGGAGUGGACAUCAUUAUCCUCAAGCAUGACACUUUUGCUGAAUGCUAGACAGGCCAUUGAAGUUUCUAAACGCCAGGCAAGAGCAAGGGAAAUGCCUGGUCAACCCGAGGUUACAAUGAAAUGGGAAGCUGCAGAGUCGAAGCUUCAAGAUCUGAAGGCUAACAUGGAUAUCCUGGGGAAAGAAGCAACUUCAGCAAUGGCAGCUGUUGAAGCUCAACAACAGAGGUUGACUCUCCAGCGACUUAUAUCUAUGGUUGAAUCAGAAAGAACGUACCACCAAAGAGUUCUUCAAAUACUCGAUCAGCUUGAAACUGAGAUGAUAUCUGAACGACAACGAAUUGAAGCACCUCCACCACCUGUCGAAAACCACAUGCCCCCUCCACCCUCAUAUGAAGAAGUGAAUGGCGUUUAUGCCUCUCAAACACAAAAUGGCUCUACAGAUAGUAUGGGAUAUUUCUUAGGAGAGGUUAUGAAUCCUUACAAUGCCGAAACUGACGUCGAGCUGGCUCUUUCAGUCGGUGACUAUGUUGUGGUCAGAAAGGUGACGAAUAAUGGAUGGGCGGAAGGGGAAUGCAAAGGGAGAGCAGGUUGGUUCCCAUUUGCAUAUAUUGAAAGAAGGGAGCGUGUACUGGCGAGCAAAAUAGCUGAAGUGUUUUAAAGACUCUUGAAUAUUUUGUUCAGAAUGCUUCUCUCUGGGGGCUGUUCGUUUCUCUCCCAGCAGUGUAUGAAUGUGUGUAUUGCUUUUUAGCUCUCAUAACUCCAAUGAGCCCCCUUUUCUCAUUUCCUGUAUUUUUGUGCAGUAGGUUUCAUCUCAUAUGCCCUUUUCCCCUUGUGAUAUAGGUACCAAUAACAUUCAUGAUCUCUUGCUGGUAUUUUUUUGAAAGUACCAGUCUAAUUUAGCUAUGAAGUACAUGUGAGCAUAUACAUUGGAACGAAUUUGCUGUGUUGUAAUAAAUAUUCUUGUUUUUUACCUAUGAGGUUUUCAAUUCGAGGAUGAAUUUUGAAAGAUCGAGAUAGUUCUCUUGUAGCAAUGUUCUUAUUU
Linum tenue is the source of this 1835-nucleotide messenger RNA. The record is from the annotation of a GenBank genome assembly. Lineage: Eukaryota; Viridiplantae; Streptophyta; Magnoliopsida; Malpighiales; Linaceae.